Molecule: messenger RNA, 1804 nt
Organism: Cygnus atratus (black swan)
Lineage: Eukaryota; Metazoa; Chordata; Aves; Anseriformes; Anatidae
Product: OCIA domain-containing protein 1
Exons: 8
Coding region: 243-959 (238 amino acids)
Cellular component (GO): endosome
Source: RefSeq, a predicted model, not a curated record
GCGGCCCGGCGCUGUCCGGUGCCGCCCCGCCGUGCCCUUGAGGCCGGCCCCGGCCCGGCCGUGUCCUCGCUGCCGCCUCGGGCAGGGCUCCGCAGGGUGCUGGGGGGGGGGGUCACGGCCACGCAAAGCUGGCCUUGGGGGCCCCAGCGGGCCUUCCUGGGGAAAAGGAGCCGGCUGAGGUCGAGCGCACGCUAAAUAUAUCCCUCUCUCUCCUCUCAUUUGUUCCGUAAUUAUUUUUUUUAAUGAAUGUGGCACCUAAGCCUUAUGUGCCAACGGAGGAGGAACGAAGGCUCCUCAAGGAGUGCGCUGAUGAGAGCGCCCGGUAUAGAGCUUUUCCUUUGGCUGCGGCGAGCAUGCUUGCUACUACUUUCUUAAUCAAAAAAGGUAUUCUAAGAGAGACCUCAAGAUUUGGCUCUUUUACUAAAGUUGCAUUUGCUGGAACGUGUGGAUACCUGGCUGGAAAGAUAUCCUACCUGCCAAUCUGUAGCGAGAAAUUUAAGAAACUGAAGGACUCCCCAAUAGGAGAUGUUCUACGACAAGCUCAGAGACACAGUUCGCAUUCCCGUUCCAGCCGGAAGUCUGAAUUUUCAGAUACGCCUUCUCAGUCAUUUACUGAACCUUCUUCUCCAAGAGCUGGAUUCCCACUUUCUUCUACAUAUUCAGAUGAUUAUAGUUCAACAGACAGAGGCCUCUCUAGCUACGAACCUGUUCCAUUCAGUGCUUCCCUGAAUGAAUCUUCGCCUACAGGAAUCACUGAUUAUGCUGUGCAAGAACCUGCUCCAAUUCCAGAAGAAAGUCGUAAAAGAAAAACUGUCACAUAUGAAGAAUUAAGGAAUAAACACAGAGAAACGUACGAAGUAAUGGUACCACCAAAGGCAGAAACUCCAAUCAAGUUGCCACAGGAAAAACCAGCUAAGGAAGUUAAGGUAAAUAAAUAUGGAGAUACCUGGGAUGAGUAAGAACCGAAUGAAGAACUGUAGAAAAUUAUCUCCUGUCAGCCAACUUGAACUUCAUCUUUAUCAGUUACAAAUACUGGCAGCUUUGAUGUGUUCUGCCAGGCACAGUUACUAAUAAAUGAGAAAAUCUUGACUUGCCGGAAUAUUUAAAAAAAAAUAUAUAUUAAGGCUGAAGAUUCUUUUUUAUUUUGCAUAAAUGACAAGCCAGGGUAUUGUGAGGUGUCAUGAUUGUAAACCAUUAGCGCUAUUGUUUAAGAAUGAAAAAGCUAACUAGCAAUAACUAAUAUAAAUGUACAAGAAGGGGUGAAAUGUGUGUAAAUAAAAGCAAUUAUAUGUAUUGGGAAGGAAAAAAAUAACGAUCUUCUGAAACUUUGAAUAUUUGCAUUAAAAGUUACCUGCAGAAAUAACCUCUCACUGUGUUUUGUCUGAAAGUAUGCUGGAAACCUUAAAAUGUUACCAUACUUAGUAAUGUUUGGAAUAAUACUGAAUUAUUAGGAGAAAAAGGGUAGAGGAAACUAGCCGAAUACAGGAGUAACCAUACUGAAUAGGACUUCCCUUUUCAAAGCUUUCUCUGGGUGACAGUUGUGGUUUUAUACUGGUCUUCUGAUUUGCCCACACUGGGUCUCUUAGGGCAGUCAAUGCAGAAUAAAAUGAUUGAAUGAAACUGCAGAUAUUUAAAAUAGCUAUAUUUAAGUGCAGAAGGCUAAACUGGACAAACUGUUAGAAGUUUGAUAUCUUGACUUAAUAUUAAUUUUUUUGCAUUGUCUUUUUUCUCUGUUUGUGCAUGUCACGGUCAAAAAAUAAAUAAACAACAACACUUGAGACUGUUCAUGGAGAAAAGAUCCUGA